Molecule: messenger RNA, 1719 nt
Organism: Ostreococcus lucimarinus CCE9901
Lineage: Eukaryota; Viridiplantae; Chlorophyta; Mamiellophyceae; Mamiellales; Bathycoccaceae
Exons: 2
Coding region: 150-1700 (516 amino acids)
Biological process (GO): regulation of transcription by RNA polymerase II
Cellular component (GO): histone deacetylase complex
Molecular function (GO): transcription corepressor activity; protein binding
Source: RefSeq, a predicted model, not a curated record
CCGCGAGACGGCGCCGCGCGACCGCGAACGCCCUCGAGCGACGCGCAUUCGAACGAAUUCUCGAACCCUAUUGAUCCCCGCGAUCGACCGCGCAUUCCGUGGAAUCGCAUUCGCGACGCGUUCACCGACGAAACGCGCGAUUCGGCGUCAUGUCGCUCACGAGCGAUGAGAUGAAUUAUUUGGUGUAUCGAUAUUUGCUCGAAAGUGGGUUCACGCACGCGGCGUUCGCGCUCGGGAACGAGAGCUACGUCGAUGGGCGAAAGUUGACCGACGGCCAACGCGAGGUUCCCCCGGGGGCGUUGAUCUCGUUCGUGCAGAAGGGGUUGCAGUACUGCGAGCUCGAGGCGAAUCUGAAUGAGGAUGGUACGGAUGUUGACGCCGAUUUUAGCGUGCUGAGCGCUAAGGAUUUGCUGUCGCUGAGCGUGGACGAGUUGAAGGAACUCGUCUCCGCGCGGAGAAAUAUGACAGAGGAGGAGCGCAAGGCAUUGAGGGAGGAGGAAGAGAAGGAGGCGCGCGCCAAGGCGGAGGCGAAUGGGAUCAAGAUCGAGAGUGAUAUUGAGCGAGAGAUCAAGUCGGAGGAAGUGACGGUGUUGGAUGGACACACGAGCGAGGUUUUCAUAUGCGCGUGGAACCCGACGAAGCAAAUGCUGGCGAGCGGUAGCGGAGACAGCACGGCGCGGGUGUGGACCGUGCCGGCUGGGCCGUCCGGGCGCGAGGCACAGACGAAGUUGGCGAAGCCGAAGGUGCUGGAUCACAAAGCGAGCGGUGAUGGCGUCGAGGCGAUGGAUACAGACGAGAAGAGCGCGGCGCCCGACGGCAAGUCGAUGCAAGGCGACGUCACCACGCUCGACUGGAACGCGGACGGUACUCUGCUCGCGACUGGCUCGUACGAUGGCCAGGCACGCAUUUGGGAUACGAAUGGCAAGCUAAAAAUGAGCUUGAAGCAUCACAAGGGCCCGAUUUUCUCCCUCAAGUGGAACAAGACGGGCGACUGCUUGCUCAGCGGUUCCGUGGACAAGACGGCUAUCGUGUGGGACGCGAAGACGGGCGACAUGAAGCAGCAGUUCGCGUUCCACUCCGCGCCCACACUUGAUGUGGACUGGCGAAGCCCCACGGAGUUCGCCACGUCUUCCAUGGAUCACUCCAUCUACGUGUGCAAACUUGGGGACGACAAGCCCAUCAAGGCGUUCAACGGGCACACUGACGAGGUGAACGCCAUCAAGUGGGAUCCGAGCGGAACGCUCCUCGCGUCUUGCUCGGACGACUUCACGGCAAAAGUGUGGAGCUUGAAGAAGGAUACGUGCGUGCACGACUUCAACGAGCACGAGAAGGAAAUAUAUACCAUCAAAUGGAGCCCCACGGGCCCCGGCACGGAGAAUCCCGACCUCCCGCUCCUUCUCGCCACCGCGUCGUACGACGCCACCAUCAAGCUUUGGGACGUGGAGUCCGGUAAGUGUUUGCACACGUUGGAAGGUCACACUGACCCGGUGUACUCCGUCGCCUUUAGUCCCGACGGCAAGUACCUCGCGAGCGGUUCUUUCGAUAAGCACUUGCACAUUUGGAACGUAAAGGAUGGGAGCUUGAUGCGAACGUAUCAAGGAGAGGGUGGUAUUUUCGAGGUUUGCUGGAACAAGGAAGGGACCAAAGUCGCCGCUUGCUUUUCGAAUAAUAGGGUGUCUGUCCUGGAUUUCGAGAAUUAGCGCGAGUUAGCGGAGAGAG